Messenger RNA from Ixodes scapularis (black-legged tick), 7158 nucleotides. RefSeq names its product myotubularin-related protein 13 (gene Sbf). Bases 120 to 6395 code for a protein of 2091 amino acids. The transcript is spliced from 39 exons. NCBI's taxonomy places the organism in Eukaryota, Metazoa, Arthropoda, Arachnida, Ixodida, Ixodidae. The record is from RefSeq and is a predicted model, not a curated record.
UUCCUGCACGCGGACUUGGCGCGCUUGACGCAUGCGCGCUCGUUCAAUCCCCGGUGGGAAGAUGGAGACGCAGGCUGGCUUGGCAGCUCGAUGGAUUGCCGUUUUUACGUCAAUGUAGGAUGUCCAGGCUCGCAGACUACUUUGUGGUAGUCGGAUUCGACCAUGAGAAAGAGCGGAGUGGGCUGAGCUGUGGGCGCAUCGAGCAGCGCUUCCCGGAGCAGGACUGGGAGGACACGCCGUUCAUCGAGGGCAUAGAGUCCUUCUGCCAGCCCCAGGGCUGGGCCCUGGUGACGGCCCGGCGCCAGCCCAGCUUCUUUGUGGCGGUGCUCACGGACAUCGACGCCCAGCGCCACUACUGUGCCUGCCUGGCCUUCAACGAGCCCGUGGCCCUGACCCCGGCCCUGAGCCGGCCGGACGAGGAGGACGAGGAGGAGGAGGAGGGGGCCCUGCUGGUGCAGCACCACUCCCUCAUGUACGCCCCCAAGUGCCUGGUGCUCGUCUCGCGGCUGGACUGCGUGCCGGCCUUCCGGAACUGCCUGGGCAUCAUCUACACAGUGUACAUAGACAAUCUGCCUGUCCAGAUUGAAACCCUGGUGGGCAACGUGUUGGGAUGUGUACAGGUUCCGGCUGCCGGGGGGCCUCAGGUGCGCUUCUCCAUCGGUGCCGGGGACAGGCAGGCGCUGCAGCCCCCCCUCAGCAGCCUCCUCCCCAUCACGGGCUGCGUCGUCUACGAGCUGUUCCAGCAGCUAGGUAUUCACAAUGUGGUGACGCUGUUCUGUGCUGCCAUGACGGAGCUCAAGAUCCUUCUCCACUCGCGAAGCUACAGCCGCCUGAACGACGCCUGCUCCGCACUCACGAGUCUCAUGUUCCCAUUUAAGUAUAGUCAUGUGUACAUACCCUUGCUUCCUGCGAGCCUGGUGGAGUUCCUGAGCACCCCCACUCCCUUCAUCAUGGGUGUCCACUCUUCCCUGCGGUCCGAAGUGGCAGAACUGCUGGACGUGCUAUUGGUAGACCUGGACGGCGGUUCGGUGUUUGUGCCGGAGUGCGUGACGGUCUCCAUGCUUCCCGAGCCCCUGCACUCCCAGCUGUACACCCAGCUUUGCAUGGUUCUGCGACCAGAACUGAUGUCGGCAGACGACGCAUUCCCGCCGACGCAAGCGGGCCUGUCGCAACCUGCCAUGCUGGACAAGGAGAUCCGGGCCAUCUUCCUGCGGACGUUCGCCCAGCUUUUCCAGGGGUACCGUUCCUGCCUGACCAUAGUGCGCAUUCAUCCGCGGCCCUUCAUCACCUUCCACAAGGCGGCCUUCCUGGGACAGCGGGGCUUCACGGAGAGCGAGUUUGUGGUGAAGCUCCUGGACUGCAUGUUCUUCAACACCUUCGUGGCCGAGCGGGGCCCUCCGUAUCGGGUGUGCGACGUCUUCGACGAGUUGUACGCCUCGAUGCACGACCUGGUCAAGAUGGAAGCGAGGGAUCCUGACCGGACUCUGCUCCACAUCCGGCAGCUCGCUCAGCAGCUCUACCUCAACGAGAAUCCGAAUCCGCAGCCGUACGUGGAGAAGAUCCCCAAGCCGACGGAAGGCGCCUUCACACGCAUCCACCAGCCCCAGUUUCCGAAACUGGACGGCGCGCUCGUCAAGUCCAUUGUGGAGACGGGACUCUCCCGGAACCACCUUGGGUCCAAGCUGUCCUCCCUGAGGCCUCAACUGCCGCGCAUCGUUCCGCCCGGUCCGUCGAUGGCCCAGGUUGCCAGCCAGGAUUCGGUCGUAAGCAACUCCGCACGCCGCCUCGAGGUGCUCUGCAACUGCAUCAACCACGUCUUCGACAACAAGAUCUCCGACGCCCGGAAGGCGAUGCCGGCCGUGUUGCGUGCCCUCAAGAGCAAGGCCGCGCGCCUGGCACUGACGCACGAGCUCCAGCACCACGUGACCGGCAACAAGGCGGUCCUGGAGCACCAGCAGUUCGACCUGGUGGUGCGCCUCAUGAACUGCGCCCUCCAGGACGACUCGGCUCUGGACGAGCACGGCGUUGCUGCGGGAAUCCUGCCCCUUUCGCACGCCUUCUGCAGGAAACUGUGCACGGGAGUGAUGCAGUUUGCAUACACCUGCAUCCAAGAUCACGUGGUCUGGGGCCAGCUGCAGUUCUGGGAGGCCGCCUUCUACCAGGACGUGCAGCGCGACAUCCGUUCCCUAUACUUGCCCCACACGGCCUCCCCGCAGCACGGCGGUCACCAGCCGAACCAUCAGCAGCCGAACAACGCGCCGGGGAAGCAGAAGACGCCGCCGCUCAGCCCCCGCGAGAGCAAAGAUUCCACAAGCAGCUGGUCAAGAAUAGACGCUCCCAAGUCCAACUUUGAUCUGUGCAAUCGGCGGCCAGCGAUCCUUUCCAAAGCCCCCGAGCCCAGUGCCCUGGAGAUAGCUGCGGAGCAGAUGCGCAUCCAGCAGAAUGGCUCGCUGUCCAAGGAGGAGCUGGAGGAGCUGGCCAGCCGAGAGGAGUCGACGGUGUACAGCCAGGCGAUCCACUUUGCCAACCGGAUGGCCGCCCUCAGGGUGCCCCUGGACGCCAGUCGGAGGGCUUCCCCCGACAUCAACGUGGAGGGCCGCUCAAACUCCAACAGCAUCGUCACCAACAGCAUGGCGGAGACGGACAGUGCGGACGGGGAGAGCGGCUUUGGGGAGGAGGACGCCUGGGAGGCGGUGGGUGCCGGGGUGGUGAAGUUUGUGGGCCGCUUUGUGGACAAGGUGUGCCACGAGAGCGGGGUGACGGAGGAGCACGUGCGGGCGCUGCACCAGAUGGUGCCGGGGGUGGUGGCCAUCCAGCAGGAGAUGCUCGAGGCGGUCCACCGGGAGAGCAAGCGCCUGCCGCCCAUCCCCAAGCCGAAGAUCCUGGUGCCCAGCCUGCUGCAGGGGGAGGAGCUUGCGAUGGAGGGGCUGAGGGCGUACCUGAUCCCGGACGGGCGGGAGGAGGGCACGGGGUCCAGCGCCCUGGGGGGCCCCUGCCUGCUGCCCGCCGAGGGGGCCGUCUUCCUCACCAACUACCGGGUCCUCUUCAAGGGCACCCCCCUGGACCCCUACGCCUGCGAGCAGACGGUGGUGCGUAGUUUCCCGGUUGCGACGCUGACCAAGGAGAAGAAGAUUGCGGUGCAGUACCUUCAGCAGCUGGAGCAGGUGCUGCCUGAGGGCCUGCAGCUGAGGUCCAACACCUUCCAGCUGAUGAGGGUGGCUUUCGAGGACGAGGUGACCUCGGAGAGCAUCGAGGUGUUCCGGAAGGGGCUGAAUCGGGCCCACUGCCCGCCCAACAUGUUCCAGCUGUUUGCAUUCAGCGGCCACAUGGCGGCCCCCCCCACCCCGCUGCACAAGAAGGAGAAGAACGCCACCCUCACGGGCAAGGCCAAGCGGCACAUCCUGAAGACGGCGAUGCGAGCGGGCUUCAAGCCGCGCCCGUCCUCCCGCAAGCAGAAGUAUGUGGUGCAGGGGCCGCCCAUGUCUGCCAGGACCCUCCCCGCGGGGGGCGCCGCCGGACGCCCCUUCGACCACGAGGGCCCCGACCGGCCCCUCACCUUCUUCGACGACGACGCCUCAGACGACGGGGAGAGCGUGGCGCCCCCGUCGGUGCUGCCCUCUGUGGCCCACCGGUCCCUGGAGAAGAUGGGGGACACGGUGUACAGCCGGGACUACCAGCGGCUGCACCUGGGCACCCUGGGCGCCAACACGGCGGCCGCCAGGGGGCGCCCCGAGGGCUUCCGCAUCAGCUCCGCCAACCGCUGCUACACCGUCUGUCCCAGCUAUCCGGCCCUGGUGGUAGUUCCGCAGAGCGUCCCCGACGACAGCAUUCGCAAGCUCUCCCGCUGUUACCGGCAUUCAAGGUUUCCGUCGGUCUGCUGGCGUCAUCCCGGAACCAAGGCCCUUCUAGUCCGAGCGAGUGGCUUUCACGGAAAGGGAGUCAUGGGCAUGCUGAAGGGGCACCCCACCACGUCUAGCACGGCGAGCGAGACGUCUGCGUCGAUCGAGCAGGAGAAGCUGGUGGCGGCCCUGGUGCGGGCCACGCCCCUCUCCCAGCUGGGCCGGGCAGGCAUUGGGGUGCACGACUCGUCCCUGAGCAUCAGCUCCCUGGUGCUGGAGGGGGCCCAGGACAACUUCCCCACCCUGACCCCCGAGGUGUCGAGGCGCACCCACAACCCCUUCCAGAAGGCCGUCAACAGCCUCCGCUCCUCGGGGGGCAAGGGCGGCAGGCAAAUUACCGAUUCCUUCCAAAUGUUCAUGAACAUAAAUCGGGGCCUGUUGCCAUCCCAAAAAAUGCGUUGGGGGAGCCUGAAGGAUCGGAGGCAGGGUUCCACGGGAAGUCUGGGCCCCGAGUUUGCCCUGAGGGGCUCACGGUACGGCGAGGCCAUGGAACCUCCCCACGACGGCGUCCACACCCUCCACAAGGUGGCACUCUAUGUCUUCGGGGAGAAGUCCCAGAUCAAGGGCAUGAAGGCGGAGUCGUACUCCAACUGCGACUUCAUCCCGGUGGAGUACUACGAGGUGCGGCAGGUGAAGGCGAGCUUCAAGAAGCUGAUGCGUGCCUGCUGCCCCAGCACUCCGCCCACCAACCCCGAGCUGAGCUUCUACAAGAUGGUCGAGGGCUCCGAGUGGCUCAACCAGCUCCAGUGCAUCUUGCAACUCUCCGGCGCUGCCGUCGACUUGAUCGACGUCCAGGGGUCUUCGGUCAUGCUGUGCCUGGAAGAUGGCUGGGAUUUCACGUGCCAGGUGGCGUCGGUGACCCAGCUGUGCCUGGACCCCUACUACCGAACCUAUGAGGGCUUCAGGGUGCUCAUCGAGAAGGAGUGGCUGGCAUUCGGUCACCGGUUCUCGUACCGGGGAAACCAGACGGCCGCCUCGGCCACCAGCGGCUUUGCACCCAUCUUCCUCCAGUUCCUCGACGUGGUGCAUCAGCUGCUGCGCCAGUUCCCGAUGUCCUUCGAGUUCAACGAGCUGUUCCUGCGCUUCCUGGCGUACCACCACGUGUCGUGCCGCUUCCGCACCUUCCUGCUGGACUCGGAGUGUGAGCGGGCCGAGUGGGGCUGGCUCCCGGCGCCCUCCAGCAGCUCGUCCUUCGUGGGCGGCAGCCUGCACCGCACGGGCAGGGCCGCGGCGGCCAUGCCCGGCACGGAGAGCGGCUCGGACGAGGAGUCGGCCGCUGCGCACGCGUCUUCCGCCCGGGCCUCCGCCGCCCCCUCCUUCUGGGAGUACGCGGACCGCCUGUGGUCCAAGUCGUCCGCCUUCUACAAUUUCUGGUACUCGGCCAACCUCGAGGACGAGGUGCUGCGUCCGUACUCGAACAUCUCGAACCUGCACAUCUGGGAGUACUACCUGGAGGAGACCCUGGAGCACGGGCCCCCGUACGAUCCGGAGCUGGUGUUCCUGGAGCGGGGCCAGAGGGGCCCAGACCCCAGGGGGGCCAGGGGCUCCCUGGUGCCGGGAGGGGCUCGCAAGAUCCUCUACCCGUGCUACGACGACGUCGGCGGACUCCAGGUGGACGUCUUCACGCAGCUGCUGGAGGCUCUGCACGACCAGGAGGCUGCCUUGGGCCACCUGCCCCAGAAGUGGCACGUCCUCUGGAACAAGCUGGACGUUCCCAUCGUAGACACUCUGGUGCGCCACUCGUCGUUCAACGUGGAGCUGGUGCGUUCGCACGGCCGCGCAGUGCACAAGCGGUCCACCAUUGAAUUCCUGGUGCGGGGCAAGAUGACGGGUGGCGCCCUGGAAGGGGGCGGGGCCCCGGGCGGCACCUGCGCCCCGCCCCCUCAGGUGUACCCGCACCGCUUCGACCGGUACAACUACACCACGCCCACGUACUGCGACUUCUGCUCCAGCAUCCUCUGGGGCCUCGUCAAAACGGGGAUGCACUGCGUGGACUGCGGCUACAACUGCCACGAGAAGUGCCUUCCGUCGGUCCCCAAGAACUGCACCAAGUACAAGUCGGUGGCUCCGGACCCCAGCUCGGUGGCCAUGGCCAAGGGCGCCAACGCCGACGGCGGCUCCAUCGGCUCCGGCAUGCACACGACAUACUACGACCAGUUCUCGUCGCACUGCCCGGAGAACCGCACCCACGAAGGCUAUCUGUUCAAGAGGGGGGCCCUGCUCAAGGGCUGGAAGCAGCGCUGGUUCGUCCUCGACUCCACAAAGCACCAGCUGCGGUACUACGAUGCGGUGGAGGAUUCCCACUGCAAGGGUCUGAUUGAUCUCUCGGAAGUGAUCUCCGUGAUGCCGGCCGUAGCCAUCCAGGGCGCUCCGAAAAGGGCGGACGAGAAGUCCUUCUUCGACGUGAAGACGAGCAAAAGGAUGUACAAUUUCAUGGCGGCCGACGCGUCUGCAGCCCAGGAGUGGAUAGAGAAGAUCCAGUCGUGCCUGCAGUGAGGAAGACUUUGCAGGGUUGUUUCAAGAGCGCCGUGCAAAGCCAACGCAGACUCCCGGGCUCAGCUCACGAGUGUUAGCGGGACGACGUUCCAAGAACAAAGCGUACGCGUGGCGUUGCCGAGAGGCAGUCUGCUCGCACCGCCCGUCCGCCUCGCACGAGCCAGACAGAUUUCUGUUUUUCUUUGUUUCCAUAGCUUGUAUGUGUGCAAGCAAGUGGGCCAAUUGCGACGCUUGUCAGUACUGCCAGACUGCGGCUGCCCCCUUUCCGCAUUAGCAACGACAUUCCAGUCUGCGGAAGCUUCGACCGCGGUUGCGAAUACUCCCCACGCGACGGGAAAGGGUGCCGCAUUGGAAAAAAACCCGAGACUUCCUUUCGAGCGUAGCAACACUUCUUUUGACGUUCGGCGAAAGCCCCUCCACGGUUCCAUCCCGCCUCCCCCUUUUCCGUCGAGUCGUGAGGAAAUGGAAAUACCGCGCAUCUUGACGUCCCCCCUCCCCUCUCCGGAGUUGUAAAUAUUCUGCUUGUCAUGCUGCCGAACAUAGGAUUUUCCAAUGCACAAGCUCGCGUGUUACGUAUAUGCAAAAAGUUUUGGUUAACGAUGUGUGACAUGUGAUACGUUUUUUUAUGUAUAUAGCGACGAUUGUGGCGGUUUUAGGAUGCGAGUGGUUUUAAGUGGGGCUCGAGGUCUCUGGCCGUCGACUACAGGAUCCAAGCGGAGAACUCGAGCCUCGUCUGUGCCCAAUAAAGUCUAUGCCUGUGCAA